AUGAAUAGUUUAGUUAAAAGAGAAAGAGAAUAUGAAGAAGAACAAAAAGAAAGUGUUAAUUCAUUUAAUAAAAUUAUUAAAUUCACAAUUACAGAUAAUAUUGAAUCAGCAGGUGGUGAAAUAUUAUUUUGGAAAUUAUUUAGAAAUAAAGUAAUUUAUAAAAUCAUAUUCUCAUUUAUGGAUAAUCGAUUCUCAAUAAAUUAUGAUUCAAUGUCAUCAAUUAAAAAUCUUAUAGACAAUAAUAAAAUCAAUAUAUUAAAAGAAAAAGUUUAUAGAAAUUGUAGAUAUUUACAUUUCAAUUAUGAAUUAGAACCUGCAUUAUUUUUUGUUAAAUUAUUUUCAAAAAUUAAAGAUGAUGAUUAUAAAUUCUAUAGAAACCUUUUAAAUGGUGAUAAUUGUUAUUACAAUUCAUAUUCAAAUAUAUCAACAGCAUUAAUUUUAUCAAAGAAUUUAAAAAUUUUUAAAUUAUAUAUAAAUGAAUUCAAUUAUAAACCGACAGAAACUGAUCUUUUUUAUUCAAUUAUAAUAGGUUCAAAUAAAUUCAUUAAAUAUUUAUUAGUAUUGAAUCCACCAAAAUCAUCAUCAUCAUCAUCAUCAUCAUCAUCAUCAUCAUCAUCAUCAUCAUCAUCAUCAUCAUCAUCAUCAUCAUCAUCAUCAUCAUCAUCAUCAUCAUCAUCAUCAUCAUCAUCAUCAUCAUCAUCAUCAUCAUCAUCAUCAUCGUCAUCAUCUUUAUCAAUUUUAAAAUUAUUUUUUUUAAAAUAUAAAAACUUAAUCUUUAAAAUAAGUAGAUCAUAUUAUCCAAUUGAAAAAAUUAAAAUAUUUAAAGGAUUAUUAUGUUUUUUAAAUAUGAUUGGUGAUCAUAAUUAUUAUGAAGCUUAUGAAAAGAAUAAUCAUCAAAUAGCAAUAGAUGAUCUUAUUGGUUCCUUUAGUGAAAAUCCAUAUAAUAUCGGUAAAGGUUUGGAAUUUAAUGAAAGAUCAACAUUGAAAACAUUAAUCUCAAUUUGUAAAUUAAUAUUAUUAUUAAAGAAAUCAAUUGAAAAUGAAAUAACGUUAAUAAAAAAUGAUGAUCAUGAUGAUUGUGAUUUAAAAAUAAAAAAAGAAACAUUAAGACAAUCAUUUAAAUCAAUUAUAACAACAGUAACUAUUCAAGAAAUUGAUAAUUUCAUUAUUAUUCAAAAAAUAGAUAAACAAACUUUAAAUUCAAUAUUAGAGGAUCCAAUUAAUUAUAAUAAUAAAGAAGUUAAAUGUUUUAUUAAGAAAUUAUUAAAUUUAUAUCAAUUAACAUUUAAAUAUAUACCAAUAGAUUUAUAUUUAUGUUAUUAUGAUUUUGGUGAUGAUUCCGUUUUAGAUUACAAUGAUAUUGUAGGUAAUAAAUAUAAAGCUGCUUUUAAAUUUGGUAAUUUCGAAUUGUUGCAAGGCCUAGAUUUAAUUUACGAACGAUUAUUACCAAAGAAUCUUGGUAAUUUUACCAAUAACCCUCUUUGGCAGAAUAGCCCGUACACAGAGAAUUUUAUAGUUUUAUUCUCACAUUGUUUUGAUAGAGAGAAAAAGAUUAAAUUCAUUGAUCAGUUGAUUGAAAGAAAUACAAAAAAAAAAGAAUUGGAUUUUCAAAAUCAUUUCUUCUAUAUGCUUAUAAUGCAUGGUGACAUUGAAUUAUUAAAAUACUUUUCAAAUAAAGUUGGUACAAAUUUGUUUUAUUUCCAUUCAAAUGAUAAAAUUAUACCACCAACCUAUUAUAUAAAAUCAAUUGAUAUGUUGGAAUAUUUAUUUAAUAAUCAUAGAAAUUAUUUCAUAGAUUUACAAUUUCCAAAUGGUUAUUGCACAUUUUUUAAAAGUUUACAAUUUUUACAACACUUUGAAUCAUUAUUAGUUCAAUAUAAAUCAAACAAUCCAUCAAUCAUUGGAAAGGAUCCAAUUAGUUUUAUUAGAUAUAAUUUUGACUUUAAAAGAAACGAAGAUUAUCUUGAAUUGAUAUAUCACUUUGCAACAAAUUCACUAUACAGUAAUGAUAGAAAUGAAUGUGUUUACUUGUUAUCGAUAGAUAGUAAAAAUUAUGAAAUAAACCAAAUACAACCUUUUCCAACACCACUUGAAACCAAAGGAACUUUUUCAAUGAAAUAUUUAAAAUUAUUAGAUUUAGCAUUUACAGAUAGUAAUCAUGAAUUAGAAAUUAAGAGUAAAUAUUAUAAUAAUAAUAAUAAAGAUCACUAUUAUCAUUUUCUUUUUGCAAUAGAUAGAUGUGAUUUAGAUGACAACAGCAACUACCAUACUACUAUCAAUUUAUAUUAUGAUUUGAAAAAUGUUGAUUUUCUUUUUAGAUUAUCAUCAUUAAUCGAUCUUGUUGACAGUCGCACUCCAUAUUUAUUUGAACUUAAUAAUUUCAAAUUUUUAAAUUGGUUUUUAACAAAGAUUAAAAAUUAUUAUUAUUCAUCCAAUACAACAUCAACUCGAAAAUCAAAAAUUAAACGUAUACUUCAUGAAUUUAUGAUUAAAAAUAUAUCUAAUUCAAGAUUAAAAGUACUUGAAUACAUUCAUCAAAAUUUUGAUUUUAUUUUAAAGAAAGAGUCAGAUGGUGGAAUAUUAACUUCUGAUUAUUUAACAUCUUACUUGAAUAGAACAAUUUCCAGAGGUUUAAUUAAAGUUUCAGAAUUUCUUUCUCAAUUUAUUACAUUAACUAAAGAUAAAUUAGAGAUUAUUUCAAAUGAAAAAUUAAAAUUAUACUUUUUAAACAAACUUAAUAAAAAAUAA
Dictyostelium discoideum AX4 is the source of this 2748-nucleotide messenger RNA. RefSeq lists its product as hypothetical. Bases 1 to 2748 code for a protein of 915 amino acids. The record is from RefSeq and is a predicted model, not a curated record. The transcript has a single exon. NCBI's taxonomy places the organism in Eukaryota, Evosea, Eumycetozoa, Dictyosteliales, Dictyosteliaceae.